Molecule: messenger RNA, 1957 nt
Organism: Carya illinoinensis
Lineage: Eukaryota; Viridiplantae; Streptophyta; Magnoliopsida; Fagales; Juglandaceae
Product: violaxanthin de-epoxidase, chloroplastic
Exons: 2
Coding region: 87-1703 (538 amino acids)
Biological process (GO): xanthophyll cycle
Molecular function (GO): violaxanthin de-epoxidase activity
Source: RefSeq, a predicted model, not a curated record
UCUCCUCCGUUAAGGUCCCUCCAAUUCAACUGCCCUCGUAUCCAUAUCUUUUUGCGUCGACACUGGUUAGUAGUCACCACCAAAGCAUGGCUCUGGCAGCUCCACCUCGGCUCCCCAAACCCAUGCCCGGUUUCUUACGAACCCUCCAGUUCGCCGCCUCCCAAACCAUUUGUCAUCCGUGUAGCCACCGACGUAAACCGUCUCUGGUUCCGCAACUCAGAAGAAUCGCUCUCCGCGCACCGACUAUUUUGCCGUUGGCAGUUUCUGAAGCAAAGGAGAGUGCGAUGACUGAAGGUUUGCCGGACCCGCCGGUGAGAAUAGUGGCCCUCUUCGGCGAGGGAAGUGUGAGCCCUCUGAAAUCCACCCCCUGGCAAGAGGUCAUGCUUCACACAGCAAAACGACUGAAGUGGGUCGACGAAGGGUAUGAAAUGCUUGUAUUUACUGACAGUUUAUGUAAAUCCGGUGAUGAUAAUGCUACUACCCUUCAAAGGGUAUCGAGCCUUGCAGAUAUUUUGGUUAUUGUUGCAGUUACAGAUCAAGAAUCAGUUCUGUGGAUACAGGCCAACUGUGAAAAUAUCCAAAACAUAAUCUGCUUCGAGUCUUCCCGGGAUUUGGUAAACAAAUUAGGAGGAUCUUAUGUACUAUCUGAUAAAAAAGGAAAGCUAUUCGACAAAAUUGUAGGAUUUUCACAGUCAAAGAAAGCAAGUGAAUCUGAGGAAGUAGUUCGGACUGUAUCUGAGGCAUGGGACCGGCAUAAUUCUGAUGAUAUAAGGUUCUGUUUGUUGGUUAUAAUCAAUGCAUACAUAAGGCCGGUACCGAUCCUAAAAAAUCUGAGAUCUAAGGGAUUUUCUACCCUGAACUGCAUGGUAAAGAACUGUGGGCCUCAGAUACUCAACUGCCUCUUGGAUCCUAAUUGUCGGAAAGCUCUUCAGUGCUUGAACCGGUGCAGUCCUGUAGACCAAGUGUGUAAUUAUCGGUGUAUUGCUUCUUACGAAAGUCCAAAUCUAGAAGCAUUUUCUCUUUGUGUAUUGCAGAAGCACAAUUGUCUCGAACUCGACGCAAAGAUCCCUGAAAAGCCAUACGUGACUCCCAUGGAGAAAUUCCGAGGGAAGGACUUGUGCAAUGAAACUGCUGAAGAUCUUUUUGUUGGCUGGUUGGGGAGUUUGAACUGGAGUUGGCGUGUUGUGGCAGGCCAGAACCCAGCUUAUGAUCAGUUUCCAUGCCAGUACCAGUUAUUUUAUAGGGGAAAGGCAAAAGGAUCAUUUUGGUAUGAGCCAGUUUUUCAGGUUAAAACCUUAGAGGAGAAGAUGGUUUGGAGGAGGCGAAAAUAUAGGGUUAAGAGAGGGAAGAUCCCAGGGACAUUCUACUUCAGUGUCUUGGAUAAUGGGGUUGUUUCAAAUGAGUUUUGGACAAUUGUUGAUGUAAAUAAUGAUCUUAGUUGGGCUUUGUUUCAUUAUAGUGGGGCUGCUCGAGUUGCAGGACAGUCUUACACUGGGGCAGUGCUUGUUACUCCAGAUGGGGCAUACCCAAAAGAUACAGAUAGGAUGAAAUUAGCUCUGGCUUUGGAGAAGUGUGGAAUCAAAGAUUGGGAGCUAUAUACAGUAGAUAAUUGUUCGUGUGUAGAUCCUCCGUUAGGUAUUCCAGAAGGUGCAAGUUUACAUUCUAUGAUUGAAGUUAAAGAUCAGACAUGGACCGCAGUGUAGGCAAGCAUGUAGACUUGCGAGCAGCUUAGGCCACAAAUUCUAUAAACAUGAGUUGGGAUUGUCAAAAUAGAUGUUGAUGAGUAAUGGUUUGGUGCAUCAUAUUGAAAUCGAAUUCCCCCUGAGAUUUCAAGCCAGGUUUAUGCUUCCUCACUAGUUCUGAUCAACUCUUUUAGCCUCAGUGUAUCCUCUUGAUAAAGUUGGCUUUGUUAGUUUCAUCACCAAUAAAGAUGCAAAAUGGGAACUAUUUUUUUGAA